This is a messenger RNA of Trametes versicolor FP-101664 SS1, 867 nucleotides long. RefSeq lists its product as uncharacterized. The transcript is spliced from 4 exons. Lineage: Eukaryota; Fungi; Basidiomycota; Agaricomycetes; Polyporales; Polyporaceae. The coding region runs from base 1 to 867 and encodes 288 amino acids. The record is from RefSeq and is a predicted model, not a curated record.
AUGCUCUCCUGGGCCAUCCCAGCCUUCGCAGUUCUUCUGUGUCUCCUCGUAUGUCUCCUCAGAUGUCACCGCCGAUCCUCCGAGACUAGCAACCGGACGCCGGGUUUCAUCUAUUAUGCCACUACCACUCUCAGGCAACACCAUACUACCAACUUAGAGCUCCUCGUGCCCCUGCCGACCGACUACGCCGCCUUCAAACCCACGAUCUUACGCGAUUUUGGCAAGGAUAGUCAUACUGAUUUGGGUACGUCGCAUUUACAGGGCGAAGACAUCCCACAGCCCUCGCGGAGCUCGUCGCGUCGGCCGACGUUCGUCAUACAACCUUGCGCCCUCUCCCCCGACAUUCCUAUCUCGCCUCCUACGCUUAAUUGCGCACCCCCUUCUGAGAGCGACAGCAGACCUUCAACCUCAAGGGGAGAGCCGGCUCAUAUGCACGAUGUCGACGAGGUGGAUUUGGACGGUAGCCAGGAUGUCUCGCAUGCAACGUCUACCGCUAAUCGUCAAGGUUCUCCAGGCCUGAUAUUAAUCAGACAUCCGAAUACCCGAUCCGUCGACGGCGAGACGUACGACUCCCCGUUCUUCGAGAUCGAAGGUACAAAUCCCGUCGACAGUCCACCCGAUUUCACCCCGGAUGAAGAUGUUCAACUAGGAGACGUCUUCUACUACCGCUACAAAGGAAAUAGCGCUAAGUCUAGGCUAUGGAUAUGGUGUUUCGACACGGUUCAAGGUGUGCGCAACUGGAAGCGCGUCAAGAUCGGACAGAGGCGCGAGGACGGCAGGCGGCUCACGUUGAGCGAGUCACGAAAGAACCCCUCCUGGGUGAGCAAGGCAUGGUUCGCGCGGCGCGGUAUCCAGAAUCGUCUUUAG